AGCUCGUAGUCUUGUUUCCAUGCAACAGUACGUAGCUACCGGCCUUUCUCGUCGUGCAUGCCCCAUCCUCCAUGCGCCUGAUUCCCGAGGCGUGGGUGUCGGACAGUCGGCUCUAGUCGGAGGAUUGCUGAUUGUUCUUGUGCUCUUUUUCCUCGGCAAGGGAUUACUCCUACGUUCUAACUGCACCACGACCAGCAGGUUCGGGAAAUGUGAUCCAUGUUGCGAGUUCUGAACAAAUUUGGAAUUCGGAUUCAAAAUGUGCGUAAUCUUCUUGCCGUCGCCGGUUCUUGAAGAGAUGGCGAGACCCCGUUCGGAUACGUCGAUUGCUCUGGGAAGAUUCCGCGUGCGUAGAUCGUGCGGCUCCUUCGAUCCGUGAACGAGCCAGCAUCCGUCGUGAAAUUCGCCACUGGAACUGGACGUGGGAAUUGGAACGCACAAGCGAUUACCGCUUGCGAUAAUCGAUCUGCACGGAAACUCUGGCUCUCCGGGAAGAGGGAAUUGGACGAGAUGGAGAAUACGAACUUCGUGCCGGCUCAGAUCGAUUCGUGGAGCGAAUCGGCCAUAGUUUCGGUCAGCCCCGCCGUACCCGGCGGAUAGUGCUGCGCAAGACGACGGCGGAGGCCUUUAGAGAAGCUCGGUGAUGCCCCGAAUCGUGCGGAGGCUACAGAGCGCAGGAGAUCCGGCUUUCGUGCGCGGUUUGGAAUUCGACCGCGUCGUGAGGAGGAGGAGGACCGGGAGAUUUCGGGAGAGGAUGCGCUGGAAAUAGACCCGAGCGUAAAUGAAGACCACAGAAGCCAACAGGAGGUCGCAGCACCAGCCGGACGUGGGCUCGGUUCGCAGCAUGCUCAUCGCUCGUGCGCACGAGAAAACCACAAUUCGACGCGACCUGCGAGGGAAGUCGAGGGAAUCCGCGGUUCAAAAGUGCAUGGAGUAUCGACUCGAGAGAUCCGAGCCAGAGCAGCGGACGAGUUUCAAUUCUUCAGAGAGCGUCGUCAAUUGUCGAGAAAUGUGGUCGACGGUUGCCAGCCUGUGAAAUGCGUGACGAUGGGCUCGCAGAAGAAGAUGAAGGCGAUCAUCGAUCCGAGCAAAAAGCUGAUCUCGAGCGAUCCCGUCGCGAUGCAGAGGAAAUGUAGCGCUGCCAGUCGGGCUCUGAACGUGGCCAUGCCGCUGGCUCUCGUGGGAGCCCUGAUUCUGGUCCUGAGCGAGCUGGACCUGUCGGCCGUCCACCCUUACAUGAGAUCCUCCUCCCCCACGAAGGCAAACAAUUUCCGCUGGCGAGUGAGUCCGAACGAAGCAAACCGAACCAUUCGCACCUCCGGUAGAUCCAAUGGAGGCGACGAGCUGGAGUGGGUGCAGUUCCCCGUCAUAGCGAACGAGACGCAGCUGCGAUUGGCACAGAUCGAGGCGAAUGGGACGCGCCGGUGCCAUGGAGUGCGCACGCACACGGGCCUCGUCGAGGGCCUGCAGCCCGAGGCCGAGGGGCGGCCAUUGCGCCUGGUGGCGGGCGACAUCGUCGAGUUCCGGAUCGUGUCGGUGGCGGAGGACGGCUCGAGGCGCUGCGCGGGUGGGGAUUUCUACGAGACGGAUCUGAGCAGCGAGUUCUGGAAAUCGCGGCCUCCGGUGGUGGACAAUGGCGACGGCACGUACUCGGCUCGGAUGCAGGUGGACCCCCGAUUCGCCGGGCUCUACACGCUGAGAAUCAGCCUGCUGUACGCGAAUUUCCACGGCAUGCAUCUGCUGGUGGUGGACGAUCUGAAUCCGUGGAUGCGCGAGGACGAGGUUCUGGUGCAGGAAAUCGAAUUCGUCGAGCGGCCCGACGCGCCUCGGGCUCAGAUUCGGCUCGACCGAUGCGCAGAGGAGGAUUACGAUUUGAAGCAGUGGAGCGGCAGAUGGACGCGGACCGAGUACAACAGCGAGUGCGAUAUCGAUGGCGCCGGCAGGUUCCUUUGCCUGCCGCCCGGGACUCGAUGCCGCGAGCCAUGGUGCCAGGGGCCUCUGGACGCCCUCGAGAGCAAUGGGUGGUCGUAUUCCGCCCACUGCAGCUUCAAGCUCUUCACGGAGGACGAGGCCUGGCAGUGCCUGGACGGCAAGUGGCUCUUCUGGUGGGGGGACUCCAACAACCUCGACACCGCCCGCAACCUUCUGAAUUUCGUGCUCGGCCUCGAUGUUGGGCCGAAAAUGGCUCGCGGGACCGAUCGCGACUACGUCCGUCCUUCGAAUAAUUCCGAUCCCCAGCAGCAGCAGCAGCAGUCGGUGCGCAUGUCCAACAUAUUCAAUGGGCAUUCCGACAUCAUAAAAAACUACCAGGGCCUGUUCGCGCUGACGAGCGAGCGGUUCAGGGCGGCGAUGAGGGCCUACUUCCAGAAGGACAAGAGCCCCGACGUGAUGAUUAUGAAUUCGGGCUUGCACGACGGCUGCUUCUGGCCGAGUCCCAUGCUCUACGUGCAGCAAGGCCUGCAGGUGGCGAUCGAGUUUUGGAAAUCGGUUCUCGACGGCAUCCUUCCCAAAUCUCCUCGACUUGUGUACCGCACCACGAUCGCGGUCGGGGGCAAGUCGCGAGCCCGAGGAUUCAAUCCUCACAAGAUGGAAUGGUUCAACAAGUUCAUGGUGGAGAAGCUCCAGGGCACCGGCCUGGCCAACAUGCGCAUCGUGGACGGGUUCGAUCUGACCUUCCCUUGGCACUACGACAACGAUCACAACGACGGCGCUCACUACGGCAAAGCGCCGUCUAAUACAACCUGGGUGAAUGGAAAGAUCGGCCACCAGUACUUCGUGGACCUCAUGCUCGUGCACAUCCUCUUGAAUGCCAUCUGCGAUAGCUCGUGAGCUUAUCGUGAGUGAGAAGGCCCCUUCUUCUUCGCCCAUCGGCCACGGCACGUCGAAUUUAUCGUGGAACAGCAUCGGUGCCCGGAUGUUGGACUUUGGCUAGAGCACGCUAAGCUUCUGCAGGAGAUUCAAGGGUGGUACUGCUCUGUCAAACGAGCAUAAUUUACAGAGGGAGUGGCUCGAAAUGCCGAAGCCAGCAUCGGUUUCCAGCCGUCAGUUAUCAGGAUUCACCUAGCUCGGAAAAGUGUGGCCCGAGGUAUCCAGAUAUAUAUACAGCAGCUGAAAUUCCAGUUCAGAGAGAGAGGAGAGGAGAGGGAUGGGAUGGGUAGUCAUGGUGGGUGAAGAUGGUGUCGAGAGCAUCGACACGGUCUCCUCUCUCCUGUUCCCACUCGAUCGAACAAGGCGCAAGUCCGGCGAUACGGAAUGCAUUGUAAAUUACAUUGAUUUUGGUAGAGCAGAACUAGCUAGUGUAACAUACACCAAAAGUACUCUUGAGAAAACUCAAGAGGUCGUAGAUUAUGCUGUCCAAUGUCCCGUUUCUCAAACAAGGAAACGUUGUUGUGACUCGCUUGUCAUUUGAAUCUCUCACGGGAAGAUUUUGAUAGAAAAGACUCCUUGGCAUAACACGCUGUAAUGCUGAAUUCGGCAACAACAAGAUUAAGAAAAUAUAAUGCCGAUAUAAUUUGACCAGAGUCUUAGCAAUAAAGGGAAAAUAAUAAUACCGACUAAAAUAGCAAAAAAGGAUGCGAAGAACCUAUAGAGCCUUUUGUGGCUAGCCACAAUAGCAUCACACUGAGAAACAUGUCC
Molecule: messenger RNA, 3633 nt
Organism: Marchantia polymorpha subsp. ruderalis
Lineage: Eukaryota; Viridiplantae; Streptophyta; Marchantiopsida; Marchantiales; Marchantiaceae
Source: the annotation of a GenBank genome assembly